Messenger RNA from Cygnus atratus (black swan), 7296 nucleotides. It is a transcript of the gene RAB11FIP5, whose product is annotated as RAB11 family interacting protein 5. Gene Ontology annotation, molecular function: small GTPase binding. The annotation marks the transcript as partial. The transcript has 7 exons. The record is from RefSeq and is a predicted model, not a curated record. Lineage: Eukaryota; Metazoa; Chordata; Aves; Anseriformes; Anatidae. Gene Ontology annotation, cellular component: secretory granule; mitochondrion; recycling endosome. Gene Ontology annotation, biological process: regulated exocytosis.
UGCGGGCCCGCGGGCUGCGCUGCAAGGGCGGCGGCGGCCCCGGGGGGCAGCGCCCCGGCAGCAGCGGGUCCCGGCGACGUGUACGCCGUGCUGGAGCUGGGCCGGCAGCGGCACCGCACGGCCGUGGCGGAGCGGAGCGGCGGCAGCGCCGAGUGGCAGGACGGCUGCGCCCUGGAGCUGCCCCCCGGGCCCGGCUCCCCGCCCGUCCUCACCGUCACCGUGCUGCAGCGGGCGCUGCUCGGGGCCGACCGCUUCCUGGGGCGCUGCAGCCUGGCCCUGCCCUGCCCGGCCCCCCCCGGCCGAGCCGCGGAGCUGGGGUGGCACAAGCUGCACUCCAAGGCUGGGAAGAAGGAGAAGGAGCGGGGCGAGGUCGAAGUGAGCGUCCAGUUCGUGCGCAACAACCUGACGGCCAGCAUGUUCGACCUGUCCGUGAAGGACAAGCCGCGCUCGCCCUUCGGCAAGCUGAAGGACAAGGUGAAGGGCAAGAAGAAAUACGACUUGGAGUCGGCCUCUGCCAUCAUCCCCAGCAGCGUGGGCGCCCUCGACGGGGAGGAUGACUUCGACAUCGGGGGCAAGAAGUCCAAAAUCAAGGGCUUCUUGAAGAGCAAGCUGCGCAAGUCGUCCCUGACGCAGUCCAACACCUCGCUGGGCUCCGACAGCACCAUCUCUUCGGCCAGCCUGGGCCUGGCUGCAAACGCUGCCGAGGUAACCAAAUCCCCCAGCAGACACAGCAGCCUGUCCACGGAGCGCUCUGUGAGGGACUUCUUGCCGUCCCCGAGGCUGACCCACAAGAGAGCGUUCAGCGACGACGUCUCCCAGGUCAGCCCGGUCCUGGAGCCGAAAGCCAUCCAAAGCCUGAAGCCAAAGAGCGACCCCGUGUCCCGGUCCUCCCUCUGCAUCAACGGCAGCCACGUUUACGGCGACGAGCCUGCAUUGCAGAGCCCCACGCCUGCCCCGCGGAGCUCCGCGCCGCUGCCCGUGCCCGGCGGCCCCAGGAGGCCGGAGGAGGGCUUCGGCUUCGCCCCCCUGCACCCGGAGCCCCCCGAAGCACCCUGGGGGGGCUUCGAGAGGACGCAGCAGAGAGACGAGCCCAGGUUCAUCCCGUCUCCUCCCAGCUUAGUCCUGCAGGAAGAGCUGAAGGUGUCCACCAAAGCCGUGACCCUCAGCAACCACCUGGGCAGAGCCAGGAUGGAGGAGAGCGGCCGCUCGGAGAGCAAGCCCACCCAAGCUGCGGCGCCCUUGGUGGUCUCCGCGGAGGCGCGGCAGGAGAAGCAGGCGGAAGAAUCGAGGAAGGAAGAGAAGAAACCCAAAGGCGGCUUCUUCCACCACGGGGGCACCAAGAGCGACGCCGGGGGCAGAGGCCAGGGAGAGAAAACGGGAGGCUCGCCCGCGGCAGGCGACGAGAGGAGCAGGGCCGGCGGCUGGUUCGCGUCCAAGGAGCCCAAAGAGAGCCCCCAGAAACCCAGUUUCCCGCCUGGGCCGCAUGCUUCAACAGAGGUCGCUGGGAGCUUGUGUUCCUCUGCGGAUUGCAGUCCCUCUGCCUCCCUCAGGCUCACGGACCCGGAGAGGGAUCCUCCAGCCCCAAACGUUGGCGUCCCUGUCCCAGAAACCACUCCCCCGUCGCACGGAGACCUUCCUCCUCCGGACGAGCAAGCCGCCGCCGGUCCUCCUCCCCUCUCGGAGUGGGACGCCACCUUCGACGCCUUUGCCACCAGCAGGCUCAACCCGGAGCCGAAGAAGGAAAACUUGUUGGCUUCGGUGGCGGCGGAGGGCAUGGCCUUCAUCGACGAUCCCGACGCGGCGAGCCCCACGGACGGAUCGGCCGAGAAGGGGGCGAAGGCUUUCGAAAAGGCCGAGCCGCAGACCGGCAGCGAAAUGCCCCCGGCUCUACGGUCUUGGACGAAUUUCUCCGGUUUGGACGUGGGGGCGAACUUGGUGAGCACAACGCAGGAAGCGACCGUGAUAGAGGACGUGCUGAGCCCCGUGUCCGCGGGGUCGGGGGGGAGGAGGAGGAAAAGCAGCACGCCGAUGGUUUGGGCGCCUGCGUUCUCGUCAGGAAACCCGGGGGAGAAGGAGGCUUCGGCGGCACGAACUGCUGAAAAACGCGGCGGGGAGGACAGGGACAGUAACGAGGAGGAAACCUCUAGUGCGGGGGAGAACGGGUGGAUGACCAUCGCCACCGAAACCGCUCCUGAUCCGUCGGAGAGCACCCAAAGCAUAGGCCAGGAGAGCGCGUUCGGGCAGCGGCCGUUCCUCAGCGAAGGCACCUUCGAAGCGAAAAGCGGUCCUCGCGCCGCCGCUUGCGUCCUGCCCAGAAGCAAAUUCCCCCCCGAGACCGCCUCCGAAACGCUGCCGGGGGGCAACGUCGCUGCCGUGCCCCCGCGGGUGCUCCCGGAGGCGGCGGUGAGACGGUUCCCCGCGGCCCCCGAGCCGGGACGGGACCCCCAGGGCGCCGGUGGCCAGGAGGAGACGUUCGACAUCAGGACCUCGGUGUACCGGCUGCAGGCGAGCAUGCGGCUGGAGGCCGGCGAGGGCCGCGUGAGGCUCAGCUCCGACGUUCGCGAGAGGCACGUCGUCCUCUCCCCGUGGACGGGUGUGCGAGGGGAGCAGGAGGAGGACGCGGCGCCCGGCUCGGAUGCGUCGGCGUCUGCGCCGCCCCCCAAACCUCCGAGGUGGUUCGCGGCCGCGGGUGGCGGAGGGGACGGCGAGGAGGAGGUGUGCGACCCGAAGGUGAGGCAGCAGGGCGGCGAGGAGCGGCGGGAAGGUGUGGAGGGUCUGAAGGGGGACGUGGAGCUGCCGAGGAGACACCGGAGCGGCGAGACGGCCGUCCCAGCUCCUCCAAGCCCAACUGCACCCGGGGCCGCCACCGCCGAAGCUGCGCCUGAGAUCCCGGCCUCUGGGGAUGCCGAGGGUGCUGCCACAGACUCAGAGCCUGACGUGGGGGCAAAAGCUGCGGAGCUGGCCAAAGGGGACACCUCUCUGGGGACAGACCCGUCGGAGACGAGUGGGGAGGAUGUGGCCGAGCAGUUUGAGACUUGCCCGUCGAAGCUCUCCCCGGAGAGCUGGAGCCAGCCAGCUUUACCCCCUCUAUCCCCGGGGCCGGCAGGCGGUGCUGAGUUGGAGACGGCCACGGAGCAGGAGCAGUUCCCCGAGGAGCUGAGUGUUUCAGGAUUAACCCCGUCUUCCAGGCUAGACUCGGGCCAGCCUGAAGCCUUCUGGACGGCUCUGGAAGAGCAGGAGGCAGCGGGCUGUCCCCAAAGGUCCCAUCUCGGGGUGGAAGCAGCGCUGGAGAGUGCUGUGGGCUCUGCAGGGCGCUGGCUCUUCUCUCCUUGGAGCAGCCCUCACCCGGUGAAGCCCAUCAGCGCUGCGGUGCAGGAGGCCCCCGGCGAGAAGAAGCAGCAGCACAAGUCCAGCCUGACGGCGGCUCUGAGCAACGGCCUGGAGAAGCUGAAGACGGUCACCACGGGCAGCAUCCAGCCCGUGGCCCCGUCGUCUCACCCGGAGAAAGCGGACUCCAAGAAGUUGAAGGAUCCCACCGUGCUGGACCAGUCCGCCAAGUAUUACCACCUGACCCACGACGAACUCAUCCAGCUCCUGCUGCAGAGGGAGAAGGAGCUGAGCAAGAAGGAGGAGCACAUCCAGGAACUGGAGAAUUACAUUGACCAGCUGCUGGUGCGCAUCAUGGAGCAGUCCCCCACGCUCCUCCAGAUCCCGCUGGGGGAAGCCAAGACCAAGUAACCUCCUCGCGGAGCCCAGCAGCGCUUGCCUAGAGCACUUCUCCAAUAACCGCGCUGCAAACAUCCCUGCACUCCCCCCCUCCUCUUGCAAGAGGGCUCCGGUGGCUUCUGUUCGCAGAGUUUAGCAGGAAAGGUGGUCUGCUCCUCCCCAGCCCCAGCUUCACCCAGCUCCUGGGAACUAUAGGGUGGGAGGCUGUCCUCCUCCGCCCUAUGGGGAGGAGCAGAGCCCUCUGCGGGAGGCAGAUGCCUCCUGAGGUUCCUGUGCAAGUGGCACCUUCUCAGGCCCUCAUCCUGCCGAUGCUUCAAGUGGUCCGUGGGCAUUCUGAGAGCUGGAAAGCGGCCACCUCGCCCUCGUCUUCGUCAUGCUGCUGCUGCUCUCCUGCCUACAGUCUUCCGCGGUCUCUUCUCUGAACUGGUGUGCCCUGGCCGAUGGGCAGGGCUAAAUUGGUUGAAGAAAUUGGGGAUGCUUGAACCGGGUGAGGGUCUACCGGCCCGUCACUGUCCCCUGAGUGUGCUCAGCAGGGCAGCUAGGGCAAGGGGCUGCUGUCGGAUGCUGUUGUGCACCGUCGGUGCUGGGGGAGAGCUCCUCGCACGCCGCCCGGCCCUCCACCCGUGCGUACAAACCACAGGUGAAAUUUCGGAUCAGUAUUAACCCCCCCGGCCCUGUGUCUGCAGGAAGUGCUUUCCACCGGCUGCCCCCCCCCGCCACCGACUUCGUGUUGUCGUUCUCAACGCAACAGGAAGAUGCCAUAGGGACCGAAGCUAGUGUGCAAAGGCUGCCCGGCUGCCCUGCCGCCUCUAUGCAUGACAUCCCCGCAGGUCAGGCAGCCGCCCGACACACGCAAGCACAUGCUGUGACAGCUAGCGACCCGGCAAUCAGCGCAGAUCCCCUUCGAGCCAGUAUUAGUCCCAAAGCAGCUAGAGUUCUAUCACAUCUACGCGCCCGUGUCGGGUCUCGGGCAGCUUGGGCCCACCCUUAGACGUCCUAGGCGAGCUCUCUCGGGAGUUGAAUGCUUCUUGCUAACUUGGAGUGAGCGUGUAAAGGCUCCCUGAACGCUUGGUGGAGUAGCUGUAGGUGGUGACAGUCUGAGGCUGGUGAGCAACGCUCCUGGCCCCUGGAGUACGGCGCAGCUUUUGGUUUGGAGAUGCUGGGGAAGGGCACGUCAGAGGUGUUGCUCCCUCUCUUCUUGUGCCGGUGUUUUGGCUACAAGGUGCCCGUGCAGGCGGAGGAUCAGUGCGUGUGGGACUUGAGCUGUCUCAACGUGCAGGGCAUCUUUUCUGUAGAUCUUAAAAAGUUCCUGGAUUUUUUUAAACUUCAUACUCUUUUUUUUUUUUUUUUUUCUCCUUACUUGUUUCCGUGUAUACCGUGACUGAAAAAUUGUGCCUUUCGCAAAAGAACAAUGGCAGUUUCCUACCAAAAAAAGGCUCUGAAAUCCAAUUUCCAGCGCAGUGUAACGUGGCUUGGCCAGCUUUUGCCUGCUAAUUCGAACUAGGUGAGUUUAUUUCUAAAAGCAAUCAGCAGAGCCUUCCCGUCCCUGUGGGCUGUUUGCUUUGGUCUUCGGCAGGCAGGCUGCGUGGACAGCUCUGUGACAGGGGAGAUGCAGAUACUAAGGGCUGAUGCUGAGCGUAGGGCAUGGCAGAUACUACAAGACAAAAUUCAGCUGCGUGAAGACAGGAUUGGGUCGCGCUCGCAGCCUGAGGCUGUUGGAAGUAGGAGGUAUCAGCUUAAAAGGGGAUCUGGCGUUGAUGGCGGCGACGGUAUUUGGUCAUAUCUAGCUUGCACGCCACCGUAAUAAAAGGAGGAUUUGUGAGCCUGGACCUGCCCUUGUCCCUAACAGGGAGGUAAUCUGGGGUUUUGCACCUCUCUACCUGCAUCUUUCUGUUCCUCCUCCCUCCGUGUGUCUCAGAUGCGGGGACUUGCAUUUCUGGUGUAAGAUGUGAGGGUCUGAGGGAAGGUGUUUCACUCUUUAUAUAGAGAGAGAGAAAAAAGAAACUUCUCUUUGCCUAUAUAAUCAAAAUCUCCCAUGGCCUGGGAGCAGGGUUCCCUGUCUGGGUGCCCGUGUCCUGUAGAAAAGCCUUCGCUUUCACCUGGAACCGGGCAGGGAGUUGUGGACAGCUGGAACGGCGUCAGGAGAGCUGCGCAGCGUGGGGAGGAGGGCAGGGAGAGGGGGCAGGGAUGUCGAGCAGUACAAGCUCACGUCAAAGGGACGUUACUAGGGGACAGAAAAUUACACAGGGCAGAAGUCCUGCAGUGUCCACGCUGGCUCCGCUGCUUCCUUGGACUUCUCCCCGCCGCAGGUGCUCCCCACACACAAGUGCCGAUGUUUUUAAGGAGCUUGCUGCGCCUCCUCCCUGCCUCUCUCCUCCUCUUCACCGCGUCUAACCGCCUCCGUACGCCCCGCUCUGCCUCAGUCAGCUCUGCCUUUUCUUCCGAAGCUCCACCGUUUUGCACUUUAGAUCUUCAAGUCGAUCUCAGAGCUACGGAGCGCCGUCUCAGGUGCGCGGCCUCCGCAGCAACACGUGCUUCCUUCUGCCGCCUGCCCGCUGCGCGCCGCUUGCUUGUGUUUAGGAGGCAUCUGACAGGUGCUCGUCUUCUGUUUCUCCACCCCACCACCCCGAGAACGUUCCCUCCCCGCAGUUUUUCUUCUCUGCAUAAGAGCAAGCACUUGACUACACCACGCGCCAACGCUAAAGGCAGAGUCUGUGUAACUUUGUCGCUAAAACCUCGAAGUAAAACCUCCAAGCCACCCGAGGGACCGGUUGUGGGGACCUCGAUGUUUUCUCUUAGGUGCGGGGGGUGAGAGAAAUAACUGGCGGAGAUGUUCUCAGGUUGCUCACGUCCCAGAUCCAUAUUCAGUGGUUAUCUGAAGACAGGGAGGCGAGCAGUGCUGCCCGGCGUGCAGGAUGACACCCGGGGCUCUGUCGCCCGUUGCUGAAAGGAGCAGACAAAAGGAUUUUAACGAAGUCGCCUGGGCCAGCCGCAGCGUUUCACUGGUUCGGUUUCAACCACAGCCGUAGCAAUAACUCCGUAUUUUGCCUUUUGCAUCCUGGUCCGUCCUUCUUUUUUCCCACAUUCAAGCUGUUUCACAGGUUUUCCGCAGGGUUUGCUCUCAUCUGCUCUGUUCUGUUGUCAGCCCACAACUGGGCUUCUUGCUUUUAAAGAACUCUGGCCGAGUGAUUAAUUUUUGUGUUUGCUGCCCCUUCCGGCCCGGAGUUACGGGACGGAAGACCAGCCGAGGUAUAUCCUUAAACUGGAAGAAACCUGAAGGGACGUGGGUACCGGAGUGUGACGUAGACCCAGCCUUACGACUUGUCUGUGAAGAAAGAGCCGCGCGUGUCGUGUGUUGUAAACGUGGGGUGGAGAAACAUCCCCAAAACGGGAGAGAGAAGUGUUGGGGUUCGGGGAGUUGUUGAUUUCCCUGUACUUCGCGUACGUGGGAAGUGGGUUCUGUGUGUUUCAUGUUUUAAUAGUUGCAACUAAUGUUUAUAAAGAGCUUGUUAUUUACGUUUUAAGCACUUUAAAAAAAAAAAAUAAUAAAAGUUGUUCAAGCUGUUCCUA